Dryobates pubescens (Downy woodpecker) is the source of this 741-nucleotide messenger RNA. It is a transcript of the gene GCNT2, whose product is annotated as glucosaminyl (N-acetyl) transferase 2 (I blood group). Gene Ontology annotation, molecular function: acetylglucosaminyltransferase activity. Gene Ontology annotation, biological process: transforming growth factor beta receptor signaling pathway. NCBI's taxonomy places the organism in Eukaryota, Metazoa, Chordata, Aves, Piciformes, Picidae. Gene Ontology annotation, cellular component: membrane. The record is from RefSeq and is a predicted model, not a curated record.
AUGAGCACACUCAGAUAUUGCUGCUUUGCUGUCCUGAUUCUCAGUGUUUCACUCCAUUUUUCCUAUGCUGUUAAUUUCCAGGCACAAAAAUCUCUUCAGAGGCUGCUUGUGAGUUCAACUUUGGCAGAAGCCUGUAGAGCACUCAUUCAAGAUAAGGUGUCCUUUCUGAAAGAAAACACUUCAAAAAUAUAAUCCAGAGAAUCCAGUUGCAUGGAGUAUAUCACACAGAGACACUACAUCACCUGCACCCUGUCAGCCAAGUAAGCUGCAUUCCCAAUUGCUUACAUCAUGACUCUGUAUAAGGACUUUGAAACCUCUGAGCAGCUCUUGAGGGCAGUGUACUUGCCCUAAAGCAUUCACUGCAUCCUCAUUAAUGCCAAGGCCUUGGCCUUUUUCCAUCAGGCAGUGUGGCACCUUCUGAGAUUCCCCAAUGCCUUCCUUGCUUCUCAGGCUGAGCUGGUGGUCUACAGUGGUGCAUCCUACCUGCAGGCUGACCUCCACUGCAUGAGAGACCUGCUGGCCUCAGCUGUGUCCUGGCACUACCUGUUCAACACUUGCGGCCAGGACUUCCCCUUGAAUCACAGAAAACAUCUGGGAUGCUGUGUAGAGAGACUGUGGGAGAUUGUCCAGUUACCGAAAGGCCUUGUGGGGAAGAAUAUCACCCCUGGGGUGCUGCCACCCACUCCUGUCACUGCCUUCAGUGACAGCUCUGACAAACCUCCUUCUGAACAUAUCAGAUGA